Molecule: messenger RNA, 884 nt
Organism: Penaeus vannamei (Pacific white shrimp)
Lineage: Eukaryota; Metazoa; Arthropoda; Malacostraca; Decapoda; Penaeidae
Source: RefSeq, a predicted model, not a curated record
AUGGUGGUUAGAAACAACAGACUGAUCCUGUUGCAUGGCAACACUUUAAUAUCCUUCUUAGAACCGAAGGCGAGCCGAGGCUUUACACAGCGAAGGCAACACCGCCUAUAUAAGCAGCGAGAGCCUCGUGGCGAUUUCAGUGUGCAAGCGACCUCCCUCGCGUGUUGUGUGACGAGGUCCAGCUUUUCACUUUCCCAAAAGAUGCGUGUGGUGGCAGCGUUUGUGUGGGCGGUGGCAGGGGCGUGGGCGCUGGAAGAGGGCGGCGUGGGCAGUCUUUACGAUCAGCACUUUCCUCCUCUUCACCCUAAUUGUACCCAGAGUCUCACAGACCUCUUGUUGCGCCAAGAAAGCCAGCUUAGAGAAUCUGCAGGAAUACUGAAGGAGAUCCUGUCAGAAACCAAAGGCUCCUUGGCGACAGAAGCCUCCUGCUCAGGCACCUUCCUAAAGUUCGGUGGAACGUGUCUGUACCUUGCCAAGGACGUCAAAAAACUUGGGAUGCUGCUCGGACCUUCUGCCAGGACCUGGGAGAGACUUGGCCGUGUUCCGCGACGCCAACGCACUCGCAGAGGCUAUUGGAUACGCUAAAGCUUUAGGCAUCCAUCGCAAUAACAAUGUGUGGGUGGGCGGGACAGACCGGCAGCGAGGGGAAGUGGAAGUGGGUCUCCGGGGAGGACAUGCCGAGAGGGACGCCCUUUUGGGGACUUAUAAAAACGUCCGGCAGCCAAAUACAGGACGAGGGGAGAACUGUGCGCUUCUCCAUGGCAAGGAUGACUUCAUGAUGCACGACGCCCCUUGCGGAUGGACUGGUAUACCUCUCUGUCAAACGAAGCCGACUUAAACGAGGGCAUUUAAGCCUCCGCCAAAUAAAGUUCACUGAGGCAAAA